AUGGUCGUCACUCGAGGCCGCAAGGCGGAAGCAGCCUCAUUGAUGCAGGUGCUGCAAGACAGCGGAUGCGUCACCAAUGUUUUCGAGUACUUGGAGCUGGAAGAGCUUGGACGCUUCUCGUUGUGCAAUCGAACGCUUCACGAGCUUUGUCAAUCCAACGACCGCAUUCAGCUUGUUCAACAGUUUUGCAAGUCAUAUUCUCGAAGCUGGACCUAUCAAAAUGGAAAGAAUCGUAUCCUCCGCUAUGCAGAUGAUAGUGUCUCCUUUGCAGCUGCUCGGCGUGGCCUCGAUCCUGCGUUUGCACAGCUUUUCGCCAAGACCGAAGGACGGAUGUUGAGUAGCAUUGCCUCCUGGUGUGGAGGCUGGGAAGCUUCUUGA
Messenger RNA from Seminavis robusta, 378 nucleotides. The record is from the annotation of a GenBank genome assembly. Lineage: Eukaryota; Bacillariophyta; Bacillariophyceae; Naviculales; Naviculaceae.